Messenger RNA from Cynara cardunculus var. scolymus (artichoke), 1668 nucleotides. RefSeq names its product probable E3 ubiquitin-protein ligase ZFP1. The record is from RefSeq and is a predicted model, not a curated record. The transcript is spliced from 6 exons. NCBI's taxonomy places the organism in Eukaryota, Viridiplantae, Streptophyta, Magnoliopsida, Asterales, Asteraceae. Bases 79 to 1407 code for a protein of 442 amino acids. Gene Ontology annotation, molecular function: ubiquitin protein ligase activity.
AGGGGCACAAAUUAACUUAAUUCAAGUUCUGGUGUCCGUUGAUGAUAAGAAGGAUUUAAUUGCAACUUAUCGUUAAAAAUGGGGCAACGGAACAUGGGUUUCACCGGUCAAAUGAUUGAUAACGAAAUAGAGCAUGCCCGCCUUCUUCCUGAACCUGGUGUAGUUCCUUUUGGUCGGAUUGCAAAUUUUCGCCAGCCUAACGAUCAUCCAUCACAGCUAGGAAACGUUCAUGGACUUUUGCCCUCUGGGAUCGACUCCACCACGUUCAUGGUGGCUCCACCUGGGGCCCGAGUGGUUCCGGUUCCAAUCAGCCCUGGGCUGCAGAACCAGUUACUGGUUCCAACCAACCAGGUUAUGGAUGGGUUUAAUGGUGCAUUUAAGGGAAAGAUUGCUGGAGGUUAUCCUGUGAACUUUCGGUAUUUCUAUCCUGCACCUGGCUCGAGCUCUUUUGUGGUUCCAGAGUACCGAGGGUACGAUGUUAUCCCUGUGGUUAUGGGACCUGGAAACCACAGAGGUCCGAGAAACAGAGCCGCUGGUGCUAUUGGUCUUGACCACCCUGGCGUGCAACUCAUGCCAUUGAGCCAUGGUGCCCAACCCCAACCCCUUCAGGUGGUGCCUGCCCCUUGGUUGGACCCGCAGUUUCGUGGGAAUGCUCCAGGAAUACCUUAUAUGCAAGGAUAUACCAAUGGAUAUCAAGUAAUGACCGCCAAUAGAAACCCGGUGGCCUUUGUGCAGCCGCCUGUUUCAUCUCACCAAUCAGCACCACCUAUGCCAUCGGUGCGAGGAAGCCCCAGUAUGGGCUUUAAUCCUCAUUUAGCGUCGACUUCACACAUGGUUCCUCUUCAAAACGGGGUGGAACUCGUGCCUAGGUUUGUGGGUCCCACACCACCGGUCGGUGUUAGGGUGUACCAGCCUCGUCGUCAGGAUCUGAUGGUAGAGUCAACCUCGAGACACCGAGGUUUCCCCGCCCAUCUGAGAGUUCUCCCUGAAGAUGGAGUUGCAAUGCUCGAUAUCUCUAAUUAUGGACAUAGGGUCGAUCAUCACAGAGAUAUGCGUUUGGAUAUAGAUCAUAUGUCUUAUGAGGAGCUUCUUGCAUUAGGUGAACAGAUUGGCAAUGCUGGCUCGAGCUUAUCGGAUGAUUUCAUUCUCGGUCAUCUGAAAACAAGAAUUUUUACCUCUUUUCAUUCGGAAGAUGGGUCUUCUGCUGAUCAAGAACUCAAUUUCUGCACAAUUUGCCAGAUGGACUACAAUGAUCAAGAAAAGAUCGGGAUGUUGGAUUGCAGCCACGAGUACCAUGUGGACUGCAUCAAGAAGUGGCUGGCCGUGAAAAACAGUUGCCCGGUUUGCAAAUGCACCGCACUGGCUACACAAGGGAACAACGAGUCGGGAAACCACGAAGAACCCUAGGCAGGCAGGCAUGCUGUUUUCUGCUAUAAAAAGAAACUGCAAAUUAUGGUAAAUAUCAAAAGUUAGUAGACUGGUGGAUGUUAUAUGUUAUAAAAACUAAAUAUAAGUAGAUAUUUAGACUUGUUAUGUUUCUUCUGUUGUUCUCUGAGAUGCAACUGUCAACAACUGUUUUUAAACCGUUGUCUUUGUUGGCGGCGUUAAAAUCUUGAAACCUUUCUGUACAUAUCUUUUUCGUGUCGUUGUCAUGUGUAUGAACCCCGU